Bombyx mandarina (wild silkworm) is the source of this 1009-nucleotide messenger RNA. It is a transcript of the gene beta4GalT7, whose product is annotated as beta-1,4-galactosyltransferase 7. Gene Ontology annotation, biological process: carbohydrate metabolic process; proteoglycan biosynthetic process. Lineage: Eukaryota; Metazoa; Arthropoda; Insecta; Lepidoptera; Bombycidae. The record is from RefSeq and is a predicted model, not a curated record. Gene Ontology annotation, molecular function: xylosylprotein 4-beta-galactosyltransferase activity. Gene Ontology annotation, cellular component: Golgi apparatus.
AUGUACAUUAGUAUUAGCUUGAUGGGUUACAGGAUAACCAACUCAAGAUGUCUCGUUUUGUGCGUAAUACUAACUUUUGUGAUGGGCUGCUAUUUAGCAUCUUUGCCCAUAGAAGAAGAAAAACCAGCAUUGCUUAAGCAAUCAGUUGCCGAAAUUCCUACCAUCAAUACAAACAAAAAGCGUCUAGCAAUCAUCGUUCCGUUCCGGGACCGCUUCGAGGAGCUCCUAGAGUUCGUUCCUCACAUGACCGCCUUCCUGAAGAGACAAGAGAUUCCAUUCCACAUCUUUGUGGUUCAACAGAAGGACAGCAACCGUUUCAACAGAGCUUCAUUGAUAAAUGUUGGAUUCCUGCAGACUCGUAACAAUUUCGAAUACAUGGCGAUGCACGACGUUGAUCUUCUACCUUUGAACGACAACCUAAAGUAUGAAUAUCCUGAAGCAGGACCAUAUCAUAUCUCUUCACCGGACACCCAUCCAAGAUAUUACUACAAAACUUUCAUUGGUGGUAUACUGUUAAUAAAGAGAGAACAUUAUGAGCUGGUCAACGGAAUGUCCAAUAACUACUGGGGUUGGGGGCUGGAAGACGACGAGUUCUAUGUGAGAUUGAAGGAUGCAGGCCUCACAGUUACGAGGCCAAGCAACAUUACUACGGGACGAGAGAACACCUUUAGGCACAUGCACGAUAAGACUUAUCGCAAACGCGACAUGCGCAAGUGUUACAACCAGCGCGAGGUGACGCGGCGUCGUGACCGCCGCACCGGACUCCAUGACGUGGCCCACCGCGUGCUGAGCCUCCACAGCCUCACCAUCGACGGGCUGCCGCUGACCGUCCUCAACGUGGAGCUCAUCUGCGACCGGAACGCGACCCCGUGGUGUCAGUGCCCAGAACCACCUAAACCUAAAAAGACUUGAUUUAAACAAAAGUUUUUUUUUUAAGGGAUUUUAUGACCUGGUAACAAAGACCUUUAAGUCAUGUCUUAGUCUAAUUUAUAUUUGUAAUUUUAUGAAA